This is a messenger RNA of Labrus bergylta (ballan wrasse), 5613 nucleotides long. RefSeq names its product sema domain, immunoglobulin domain (Ig), transmembrane domain (TM) and short cytoplasmic domain, (semaphorin) 4Ba (gene sema4ba). Gene Ontology annotation, cellular component: plasma membrane. Gene Ontology annotation, molecular function: chemorepellent activity; semaphorin receptor binding. Gene Ontology annotation, biological process: axon guidance; neural crest cell migration; negative regulation of axon extension involved in axon guidance. The record is from RefSeq and is a predicted model, not a curated record. Lineage: Eukaryota; Metazoa; Chordata; Actinopteri; Labriformes; Labridae.
GGAGAGGGAGAGUGUGGACCUGCCGGCUCAAACCUGUCGUCUUGUGCUCAAACUUUUUAAACCGUCGUUUUCUUUUGGAUCUUUCUUUCUGACACUUCCUGGAGGAGGGAAAUCACUCUUAUCUUUUCUCACCCAGGGGGGAGCUUUUCCUCUCAUUUAACGGAAGCUUUUCAUUUCCUGGGACAGAGAGUGUAUUCACAGUUGAAGCCCUGCGCUGUCGUGUAUGCAUGGAGGCUGACUGGUGGAGGCUUCCUGUCCUGUUCUGCUGAGGUCACUCAGCCGUCAUUUCCAACCAGCGUGGUCUUCUGCAGGCCUGAAGGAGGGCAAAAAGGCCCGCCAUCCGACGAGCCUGGAACUGCAUGGACAAGAAGGAAAAAAAUAAACAAAGGCUUUAAAAAGAGGCGCCCUACAUGAAUUCCCUUAAAUCCUGAAAGGCAAAUACUGCAAGUUGGACUGGCGGUCCCGAGGGAAGGCAUGUGGACAAUGAGUAUGGCUUGGCUCCAUCUCCCGGCCUACGUUAUCCUGCUCGUCUGCUGCCUUCAUACAGCACUCACGGAGAACGAUGUCACUCCACGCCUCUCAUUCCCCUACAAUGCAAAGGAGAGGACCACCAGAAGUUUCUCAGUCAGCGGGGUCUUGAACUAUACUUCCCUCCUCCUCAGUAAAGAAGACAACAUGCUUUACAUUGGCGCUCGGGAGAUUCUCUUUGCUCUCAACCUGAGCGACAUCAGUGCAGUCAAGCUACAAAGAAAUCUCACGUGGGAAACUCCAAAGAUGAAGAGAGACGAGUGCAGUUUCAAAGGCAAAGACCUGCAGACGGACUGCUUCAAUUACAUAAAGAUUUUACUGCCGCUGAACAGCACUCAUCUGUAUGUUUGUGGAACAUACGCCUUCAGCCCCACCUGUGCUUACAUAAACACUGCCGACUUCUCCCUCGUCAAGAGCGACUCCGGCGAGAUUGUAACAGAGGACGGACGAAGCCGCUGCCCGUUCAACCCCGAGUAUAAGUCGACCGCCAUCAUGGCUGAUGGAGAGCUGUAUGCUGGCACAGUCAGUAAUUUCCAAGGAAAUGAACCAAUCAUCUACAAGAGUCUCAGCCAAGGGACUGCUCUUAAAACAGAAAACUCACUCAACUGGCUCCAAGACCCGGCCUUUGUCGGCUCUGCCUACAUACAGGAGAGCCUGCCCAAGGGCAACCUCGUGGGCGACGACGAUAAGAUUUACUUCUUCUUCAGUGAAGCAGGAAAGGAGUUUGAUUUCUUCGACAACACCAUUGUGUCACGCAUUGCUCGCGUGUGUAAGGGCGACGUCGGAGGAGAGAGGGUUCUGCAGAAGAAAUUUACGACCUUCCUAAAGGCUCAACUCUUGUGCUCUCUGCCUGACGAUGGCUUCCCUUUUAACAUAAUCCAGGACAUGUUCGUGCUGACACCCAGCCCAGAGGGGUGGGAACACACCGUGUUUUAUGGAGUCUUCACGUCUCAGUGGUAUAAAGGUGCUUCAGGAAGCUCUGCAGUUUGUUCCUUUACUAUGGAUCAGGUGGAAAAAGCAUUCAGUGGGCGAUACCGUGAGGUCAACAGGGAGACUCAACAGUGGUAUACGUACAACCACCCGGUGCCAGAGCCUCGACCUGGAGUGUGCAUCACAAAUGCCCUGAGGGAACAGGGCAUCUCGUCCUCGCUGCACAUGCCCGACAAGGUGCUGAACUUUGUCAAAGACCACUUCCUGAUGGACAGCGUCAUCCGCAGCCAGCCUCUCCUGCUGAAACGUAAUGUCCGAUACACGCAGAUAGCCGUCCAUCGAGUCAAGGCUGCAAAGAAGGCAUACCACGUGCUCUUCAUCGGCACAGACGAUGGCAGGAUUCAUAAAGCGAUUAACGUGAAGAACAAGAUGCACAUCAUCGAGGAGAUGGUUCUCUUCAGCAAUUCCCAACCGGUGCAGCACAUCGAGCUGGACACUGAAAAGGGCCGGCUUUAUGUUUCCUCUUUCUCUGAGCUGGUUGAUGUCCCAGUAGCUAACUGCACAAACUAUCAGAGCUGCGGGGAAUGCGUCCUCUCCAGGGAUCCGUACUGUGCCUGGAAUGGGAGGCAGUGUGUGGAUGUCAGACAGGCCGCUCCUAGCAAUGCCUGGCAGCAGGAUGUUGACGAGGCAGACACAUCGGCUAUUUGCAACAAGACAGUGCCAAGCCCACGGUUUGCUAAACCUCCACCUACACGACCAUCUUCAUGCCAGGUGAUUAUUAUCCCGGCCAACACGUUCAAAGUGCUGCCUUGCAAGCUGCGCUCUAAUCUGGCCGAGAGGAAGUGGCAGUUCAGUGAGAGCGCAGGUCACUUCCACUACCCCAGCCCAGAGGGGGGGCUGGUCGUCGUGGCUCAGGCUGACAGGCAAGAGAGCUACGAGUGCUGGUCAGUGGAGGAAGGCUUCAAGCAGCUGCUGGCAAACUACUGCGUGAGGGGCGAGGCCAAGCAGGAGAGCACCACCCUGACGGGCCGCUCGCACGCGCCGCACGUCUCCCAGGAGGAGUUCUUCAUCCUGCCGGGGAAGGCGCGCUCGCCGCAGAUCAACACAAAGACCUACUGGAACGAGCUGAUAGUGGUGUGCGCCCUCUUGGCGUUCUCCCUGCUCGUCUUCUCGCUGUUCGUGGUCUACAGGCACCGCGACCACAUGAAGUCCAUACUCAAGGAGGGAGAGUGCCCGAACAUGCAGCAGAAGAAGCCCAGGAUAGUCGUGGGGAAACCCGCCGAGAACUUGCCGCUGAACGGCAGCGCGGUCACAACGUCCGCCUCGGACCACAAAGGGUACCAGACCCUUAACGACAACUACAUCUGUAGCACGCCGCCGCAUGAGUGCUCGUCGCCUGAGAACAGCAAGAGCUUCUCGGAAUCGGAGAAGAGGCCUCUGAACUUGAAAGAGAGCCGCGUGGAGAUCUCUCCCACGUGCCCGCGGCCACGAGUCAGACUGGGCUCUGAGAUUAAAGACUCGAUAGUUUGAGACAUGACUUCAUGUAAUGUGGAGCGACGCAUUUUCAAAACUGAAAGGAAAGGGUGCACUUGAUGAGAAAGACACAAAAAAUGAGGGGACCCUGAGGAGCACCCUGAGGAGCACCAGGCUCUUUGUGGAGAGAUAUUUCAUUACACAGAUUUUGCACUUUUUUUUUUUGUUCUAUCCCCGUGGUCCAUGUACAUUUCUUAUUGUCCUCUCACUCCCUCUUACUGAGUGCAUUCGAAAGCGCACUGAAGAAGUUCCAGUUUGCCUCCAGACUUUUUUUUUUCCACACAGCUCACAGGAAUGUAUCAAGCGUAGGGUUGUAGGUGGCCUGACCAUGAUUCAGUGAUGGGAUUUCACAGCAUUUGCCAACCAGUCCGUCCAUCAAUUAAAAUCUACUGGCAGUUGCUUUGAAAGCCCAGAGUGAGAUUCAAGCUUGUUUCUAACUAACAGCUGAUGCAGUGUUUGCCGUGUUAUUCCCCUUCUAUCAUAUGGUAAGAGCCCUACCCUAUCGCUGAGGCUAUGCACUAUGUACUUGUUCUGUAGCAAAGUAAACACUCACACCAAAAUAUACAAAACAAUCCAGUGGCAGGAAGGACGGGGAGGAAAAAAAAUGUCAUGACAUAGAUUUUUAGAGAGCCUGUGUGUAUUCACAGAUAUACUUAUUGUUAAAUAUAACACUUCAACGAGAAAUAAUACAGAGCAAAAGAGCAUUAGGUAAAAACACACAUAUAAGUAAUCACCUCAGAGGACAUGUUGUAGAAACUCUUACCACUUUAAUCACUACACACACCAAAAAAAAACCUAUGUAGGUAGAUAUGAAAACAGUUUUCUUUUUUUUUUUUUAGUAUUGGUAUUAUGAGCUGGUAGAAGACUCGACUUUCUGCAAGGUUUUUUUUUGUUAUAAAUGUUAUAAAGGAAAAAAAUCUCAUUCCAGGUAUUAUCUUGAGAUAGGCAGUCUAUGCAAAGCAAACAAUGUGAAGUGGAGGCAAACACCAUGACAUCCUCUCCUCGAGACUGAGUUAGCUUACACACACACACACACACACACACACACACACACACACACACACACACACACACACACACACACACACACACACACACACACACACACACACACACACACACACACACACACACACACACACACACACACUAACUCUAAGUAUGCAAGAGGCUCUAGCCAUUUCCUGGUGUUCUAGGGAGAACGACACAAGACAUUUUUCAUUGCAACAUUUUCAGACGAAGUAUAAUCAACAUUUGAAUACUGCACCUACUCAUUAUUUGACAUAAAUAGCCUAACAAACAUCUAUAUAGCAUCAACUUGGAAAAACACAUGAACUGGUGAGAGCUAAGUAUGGCAGAAAUGCCCUCUGCUUACUUAAAUGAUCUUAAAGGUAACUGUAAAAGGCAAUAAUAAUCACUGUCAUCCCCAUUAUUAAACAUCAUCUUGAUUAACCAUCUCAUGUUCCAGAAAUAAUAAAACCAUCAAAUCCAAGCGAUUCAUGAGUCAGAUGUUAAGAGUAACUUUAAAGCAUUUUGUCAUUACUAUGGAAGUCUUAUUUCAGUUUGGCUGUGCAGCCUUCAAAAUUCAAAUCUCACAAAACAAAAAGCAGGAAGGAGUACUUGCUUUGACUCAGAAUGCAUUCGAUUUGCACAUGAUGCUGAAAAGCCUUAGUAUAAUGCAGGUUCUGGGUUUGAUAACAAAUCUGCCUUGAGGUAAAUGAAUAAUGCCUUCUGAAAUAAUAAUAAUAAUCAAGAGAUUUGCCUCUUGGGAUUGUUAAACCCACCAGGUAGUCGUGCUGUGGAGUCGAACACUACACUUCAGGUGUGACAGGAGGACCGCUCGCGCUCAGACACGAGAGUGAAAACGUGGAACCCACGUCGUUGAAUACUGUCAAGAUUGUACUGUAUGGCUUCAUGAGGGGGUUUUAUUUGAUCUUUUGUUAUGGUGGCUUCAACAUCUGUCAGGGAUGAGAUUUUAAAAAAUGUAGCACAUAAAUAACCACUGGUGGAUGUUUUUUUUAAAUAUUGGAUUAAAGAUAAGCAUAAGUAUUACAUUACAUUUCUUUUAAUGGCACUGCAAAAAUGACUUCUGUGUGAAUUUCAAAGACUGGCCACUUAUAAUCAACGCCAGGGUCAAGAAACACUCAUGCUCUGACUGUUAUUAAAAAAAAACAAAUGGCAGCUUUUUGUGAAGUGGCGCUCAUCGGAACAAUUACUCAAUUGACACGCAGAACAAAAUAUUUAGUGGCAUUGAUUUUUGAGUGAAAUACGCGCAGGUAUUGAACAUGCUUUUAUUUGAAUACAAGCCUAAAAAAAAAAAUAACGCCCACCAUGAAAGUAUUGUCGUCUGCUCUCUCUUAAUAAAAACCACUGUAGUCUGGCCUUCUAUUUGUGACAGUACAAGUUGCUCAGACUUCUUAUCAACAUGUAUUGUAAGUAAAAAAAGAGUUUUUAUGUAAAAAAAAAAAAAAAAAUGUUUUGUAAAUUCAGCUGCCAAAAUAUUGUGAAUUGUAUUUUUUUUGUAUCAUACAUCACUACUGUUUUUUCCUCUUUUUUUUGUAUUGUAUAUAAAAAGCACUUUAUUUUAAUUUUUCAAAUAAAGAUCAAAUGGAUAAUUUUCUA